Messenger RNA from Thunnus maccoyii (southern bluefin tuna), 5460 nucleotides. RefSeq names its product beta-1,3-glucuronyltransferase 1 (glucuronosyltransferase P) a (gene b3gat1a). Gene Ontology annotation, cellular component: Golgi membrane. Lineage: Eukaryota; Metazoa; Chordata; Actinopteri; Scombriformes; Scombridae. The transcript has 7 exons. Bases 117 to 1196 code for a protein of 359 amino acids. Gene Ontology annotation, molecular function: galactosylgalactosylxylosylprotein 3-beta-glucuronosyltransferase activity. Gene Ontology annotation, biological process: chondroitin sulfate proteoglycan biosynthetic process; carbohydrate metabolic process. The record is from RefSeq and is a predicted model, not a curated record.
CACCGCUACGUAGCUCGUCCAGAAUGCAGUGUGGCCUUCCCAGCUGCGCAUCAUCAGUGGUGCCAUGAUCCAGUUAUAACUGUGGGUAAUGCCGAGCCAAAUAACCAAUCCUGGAGAUGCCGAAGAGAAGGGAUAUUCUUGCCAUCGUGUUGAUCGUGUUACCCUGGACUCUGCUCAUCACUGUUUGGCACCAAAGCGCUAUAGCUCCACUCCUCGCCAUUCGCAAGGCCUGUCACCACCUAGUAAAAGAGAUCUUUAUCAUUCCAGAGAGGCUUGCAGUCCGCCACCACCGGCUCUCAGAUGAUGGUGUCGAGGGCAAGAGGGAGGCAGGUGGCCAGGCGCAGGACUCCAAGGAAUACUGUGCCUCAGAUAAGGACAUUGUGGAGGUGGUGAGGACUGAGUAUGUGUAUACGCGGCCUCCACCCUGGUCCGAUGUGCUGCCUACCAUCCACAUCAUCACCCCCACAUACAGCCGUCCGGUACAGAAGGCGGAGCUCACACGGCUGGCUAAUACCUUCCUCCAUGUUCCCAACCUGCACUGGAUCCUGGUGGAGGACUCUCAAAGGAGAACGCCUCUUGUAACGCGGCUCCUCCGAGAAACAGGGCUCAACUACACCCACCUCAAUGUCGAGACGCCCAGGAACUAUAAGCUGCGGGGUGAUACCCGGGAUCCCAGAAUUCCCAGGGGGACCAUGCAGAGGAAUCUGGCCCUGCGGUGGCUGAGGGAGACCUUCAACGCUAACAGCAGCCAAGCUGGAAUUGUCUACUUUGCUGAUGACGACAACACAUACAGCCUGGAGCUGUUUGAGGAGAUGAGAUCGACUCGGAAAGUUUCGGUAUGGCCUGUGGCCUUUGUGGGUGGCUUGCGGUACGAGUCCCCCAAGGUCAAUGCGGCUGGGAAGGUUUAUGGCUGGAAGACGGUGUUCGACCCCCAUCGGCCCUUUGCCAUCGACAUGGCCGGCUUUGCCAUCAACCUGAGGCUCAUCCUCUUCAAGCCACAGGCAUAUUUUAAGCUUCGCGGGGUGAAGGGAGGGUACCAGGAGAGUAGUUUGCUCCGGGAACUUGUCACACUCAACGACCUGGAGCCUAAAGCAGCCAAUUGCACUAAGAUCCUUGUUUGGCACACAAGAACGGAGAAACCUGUCCUUGUAAACGAGGGGAAAAAGGGAUUCACAGACCCCAACGUGGAAAUUUGACCAUUGCCUCCUCACCCCCAGACCACAGUGGUUGGCCUUGGACCUGCAGAGGGAAAAACGGCGGAGUCUCUUGAUAAGUGCAACCAGCGCUCAUGUCUUAAUCAUCAGAAAAAAAGAAGGGGGGCCUUUGAAGGGGGAUUUAAUCCUCUUGACUGAAUCUGAUAUUUUUAAAAUAUGGACUGAAACAGUACAAAUGUAUCAUAUUAAAGCACAGAUUAGUAAGACGUGGCGGUUAUUCGUCACAUCGGCAAUUUGAGUGCAGAGGAGACGACAUGAAGGAUGCCUCACAGGGUCGGUUUGUGUGGACAUGACCUGUACCUUCAUGGUACAGUGGCCCGCUGGGGACAACCUAUCAAAAGAGACAGCACAAUAUGAAAAGCAAACAGCCAGCGGACUCAACCAAACAAGUUUGAGCAGGUUAAAGAAUAUCCUUCACCUCAGAAACGGUACACGGUACAAGAGAGAAAUUCCUCUAGGAUUUAAGGACACGAACUUCAUCAUCAGCCUGGAGGAAAACAUGAUUACAAGGACAAAUAUGUCUCAUGUAUUUUACCUUGAACAAACAAACAUGGCAAGGGAAGGAAUGUUCUUUUGAUAACUAUGAAAUGUUUGCUUUAAUUUAAUUUAAUUGGUUUGGGUGUUUUACAAGCACUUGACUUGCUAGUUCAAUACUACUGACUCUUACCCACAUUUACUCUUGGGUUAUCAUUGUUCAUUUUAUAGUGUCAUUAUAACUCAUGCAUUUAAGCCAGCCCGUACACUUGAAGAGACUGCUGUUCCGAGACGUAUCACUUGUUGCGCUAGGGAGCUGAAACGUACAGUACAUGUAAACAUAAAAAUCCUAACACUACUUCUUCUUAGCACUUAAAAAUACACAAAUCAUGUUCCUUUAUGGCAACAUGUGUAAAUAGUAAUUCAACAUGAGAACAAUCAGAAGGAUUAAUGACAAAUUUUUGACAAAAAGCAUUGUAAUUACUGUAUUUAUAUGUUAAAAAAAAGUCUCUUCUCUCUCCUCCCUGGUUAAUUCAUCACAAUGACACACAACGAGGCACAGAUUCACUCUAGGUUCAACACAUGGAAAGAAUAAUAGCACAUCACCAGUUUAAUUUGGUAAUAGAAGUUCCAGUUUGUGACACAUUCAUAACACCUGGACAAGAAAGUCAAAUUAGCUAUAUGGCACAUUCACAGUUGCUGACCCCCCCACCCCCCAAUCCCACUGUGAGUGUCACUUUUGAAGUCAUUUUAGUAAGUUGAUAUUUCCCCUUGUCUAUGCACGUUCAUAUAUGUACACAAGCCAACGGUUAACAAGGGUCAGCUGUGUGCAAGUAUAUAAAAGAGUAGGAUGAAAUGGUAUCAAGAGUAUCAUGUCAGAUGCAAUAGAUAAAUCCCAAGAAUUUGGUUUUACGAGGCUUGUCGAUCCCUCUCCUCUUACUAUGAUGUGAAGGAGACAGAAAUUCCCCAACACAUCUGUUGACUUUCAACACAACUCUCCAUCGAACAGCUGGUGUAAGUUUGGAUUAAUAUAUUAAAAUAAUUUAUGCAUGGCCCCAAAUAUUUGGUUUUUUAUAAAAACUAUAGCUGCCACUUACGAAAUGGGAUAAUACUGUACAUGCUACUCUGAAGUGACAGCAGGCUAAAGAAAAGCACAACAAAAAUAAAAAGUCAAUCUUAUUUUUGCUAAUAAUUUGGUAGUUUAUAUCAACACAUCUUCAGGAUUGUGGACUGUUGGUAUCUCGUGUUUUCUUUUUGUGUUAGUAUCCAUCCACUGUACAUUAACUGGAUCAUAGAAGGGAGUAACUACACCUCCGACGAUAGACAUCAGUAGCUACGACGCUGUACGGCUGAACACUGUAACAAAGUUAUUCUACACCUCUUAUAAUAGAUUCUCUCCCCCUACUUGAUUACUUGAUAAAUCAUCCAUCUAGUGCAAUACACAGUGGUGGUUCUUAUCUAACAUUGCCCAGCAGAAGUAGCCCCCCUCCCGUCAACACACACACACAUACACACACACACACACACACACACCUGCAGCACGAAAACUUACAAAGAUGUUACAGCCUAUCUGGCUCAUCACCUGGAGAAACCGUGUUAUUACAUAUUUCGCUUGGAAUAUGAUAAGAUACAGGUCUUUCAAUUUGUUCUAUUCUUCAACUUGUCUCCCAUUAUUUAUUAAAAAUCAAAUUUAAUAUAUUUAUUUAUGUAUUUAUUUCAACUGUGGAUGUGCAAUUGAAUUAUAGCACUGUUUGCCCUUAAAUAUGUACUUUACAGCUGCUCUCUACAACAGCAUGCCCACAUACAGUACAUUAUACAUGGAUUAUCAUAAAAUCAAAAAUAGGUUAUCAAUACCAACAGGCAGACAUAUAUCUUCUUCUUUAUGGCACUGCUGUUGAUCUAAGUUCUGCUUGAGUGGUCGUUAUCAGCUUUUCAUAUGAAUUAAUGAUUAAAUCCACCUGAAAUUAAUUUAGCGCUAUAAUAAAUUAAUACUUGUAAUCCAAAACAGGAAAAAUGCCAGUGUAAGAAUUAAAUUGAACACUAUCCUUUAAAAAUGGCAUAAAUGGAUUUCAUUUUAUGCUAAUAGGAUUUCCUGAAAUUGAUUAUGUGAGUACAUUAUUUGCUUUUCAAAUGAAACUCAAUUCCUGCUCUCAUCUGCUAAAUGUUGCUCUUGUCAAGAUGCAGGCAAACUAAAAAAAAACAGACCGAAACAGAUCCGCAUGUGGUUGGAUUGGUUAAAUAAGAUUCUGUGAUGUGACUCUCUGGUGUGUCCUGACGCAGCAUCACACAAAAGUUCAAAGGGCCUCACCUUGAAAGUGAUGUUUGUCUGACAUGAGAUUUGAUUUUUUUCUGACUCCAACAAAGUGACGUAUCAAGCAAUAUCUAAUGCUCAUAAAGAAUUAGUCUUAUAGAACCUACCUACCUAUACAUCAACUAUAGCAGUACAGGUUAUUCAGUAUUUAAAGUCAGUUAAUGAGCAUUACCCUCUGAGGGCUUCUGUAAGGCACAAUACACUUGACACACAAGUCCUCCCUUUUCCUCAUCUUCACCAUCAUCUUCCAGCCUCAUGUGAAUCACAUUUUAUGCAUGUGACUCUUAAGGUUGUUUAUUUGCCACAGCAAUUCUGUCUCAGAGAAAGAUGUUAGUUUAAUCAAGAGAAAUAAACAACUGAGAAGAACCUCACCUGCUCCUGAGUUUUGUGUUCAAUGGACGUAUCUACACAGUGUUUCUGACACAUUUGACCUGCAGGAUACAUAAGCAGCAGCAGAGUGCCUUGCUAAAUGGCACAUUGAUGAAAGCUUCAUUAUAUAAAAGGUAAGGGAUAUUUCACAGUGAGUUCUGCAAAAUGCAUUUAAUAAGAUGACACUCAGUGAGUAAGAAUAUGAGUAAGAAUGUUUCGUCUUAAGUCAUAUAUAAAUUGGUUGCUAGCUGUGACAUAACUUUCAAAAAUAACAGUUUGGGGAGCCAAACGAUAUCUUAAACCCACGUGCCAAUCCUUGGUUAAUGUAGAUAUGACUUUAUUUUAUUCAAAUAUGCACACACGGAGGAAUAAGUGUGUUUAAAAUGAGUGAUAUAUUCAAAUAUGCUAACGUAACCAAAACCUGAACUGUCAUUUAAAUCUUCACAAUUUACAUAAUUAUAACAGCAUUUCAUCAAGUUUCAGGUCAGUUGCGUCAGUAUUCCACUAUGUUUUUUUACUCUUUAAUCUAAAUAGGUCAUAUGUUAAAGAGCUAACAUUACUUUUCUCCAGUUGUUCAGUUAGCUAAACAGCAGUUACACCAGGUCAGACUUGUCAACCAUAUUCCACAAAUUGUUUUACUCUUUAAUCUUAACAGGUCAUAUAUUAGCAAAACUAACGUUACUUUUGGUCAGGUUGUUUAAUUAGCUAUGUAGCAGUUACACCAGGCAAUUAGCCAUUGUAGUUCAAUAUUUAGUAGCAACUGAUCUCUAUGUAAGAGCAAUUUGUUUGGUUAUAACUAGGAUAAGUUUGAACUUCUGAACAGUUGGUGCAACUGGCUCCAGGAUUUCAACACCACGGGAAACCUGAUUACCCAACAUUUUUAGGUUGCCUAUCUAUUAUCUAUUAGCUUGUACAAUGUAAUUUACCUAAAUGAAGCCACUGCUUCACUGUGGCAUUCAACUUUAAAGACAAUAAUUGUGAUGAUAUUCAGGCUGGUUAGCACCAGGCGGAACAGAUGAGUUUUCAGAAGGAGUUUUCAAAAAAAAAAAAAAAAAAAGAUCUUCAAACACAGCUUGUGAUCUUGACUUCUCU